GAGAGAGAGACAGAAAAACAUUGCAGACAGUCCUGCAUUUUCAAGUGGCCCUCCUUUUGUGGGAAGGAAUGUCUUGUGCAAUAUUUGUAGCAACUGGCCAAGAAGCACAGAACGACAGCAUGCAAUAAAUUUAAUGUAUUUGCUCUGUAUCGUACUGGAAGAGCCUGUGGCAACUUGUCCCCAAGUGAGCUGGAACUCUGUAGGAAAGCUCCAAGCUCAACUUAAUCCACUGGGAUCUGAGUUUGUGAAUGAAACAAAAGAAACCCUCAGAGACCUUGGUGCCUGUUUGACUGAUGUUGCAGAAAGCUGACUGGAGGAUCUGAUGAAAGGAAGGAGCUUGUUCUUUAACUGAGCAAGAGUUCAUCAUAAAGGCUACAGCCUUUGGCUUGUUGGGAAAACAUUAUGAAGAACCUGCUUGAAAAGCUGUUCAUUCUCUUCCUCAGUAGUCUGCUUGGCGCUUUUCUUCUUCAGACGCUCUAUAGUUGGCAGACAGAAAUAAGAGAUCCUGAAGAAGAUUGGCUGAGAAGGCAACGAGAUCGCAAAGCCUCUUUGGACACCAUCUGCCAGAAAGAUACUUUCUCAAAAGGAAAACCAAACCCUCAAGUUGCGGGUCAGAUCUUUGUAGACGAGUGUCACAACUUUAUCUACUGUGAAGUGCCAAAGGUGGGCUGUUCCAACUGGAAAAAAAUUAUUCUCCUCCUCACACUCAACCUGAGCAGGGAUGUCUUAGAAGUAGAUCAUGAUAGAGUCCACAGAACACAUCUCUUAAGGAGGUUAAGUUCUUACCCUUCUGAUCAGCAAGUGAAACUUCUGAACAGCAGCAUUAAAGUGAUGUUCACCAGGCAUCCUCUAGAGAGAUUGGUUUCCGCUUACAGAGACAAGCUCUUGCACUUCGAGCCUUUUUACGUCUCUGUGGCAAAAAGGAUCAAGACCUUGUUCAGGGGAAACCCAAACUCCACCGAUCCAGUGACUUUCCAGGAAUUUGUAAACUUUGUUUUGAAACAUGCCCCCAAGGAUUUGGACAUACACUGGAAGCCAAUGUUUAUGCUCUGUGAUCCCUGCAACAUUCACUAUGACAUUUUGGGGAAGUACGAGACACUGGGAGAAGAUGCUGACCAUGUUCUCAGGAGAAUUGGAGCACCAGACGAUCUCCAGUAUCCAGAUUUUAAGAGGUACGGUACAGAGAAGAGGACCAACAGCAAUAUCACUCUGAACUACUUCAGCAAACUGAGUAAGGACCAAGUGCAGAAGCUCAAGGACCUUUACUCAAUUGAUUUCUCUUCGUUUAAUUAUUCUUUUCAUUUUUAAAACAAAACUUUGCUGUAAGAUUCAAUCGCAGUUCCCUUCUCUGGGUUCUCUGGUCUCCUGUCUGCUAGACAACUGGAAGUCCCUGUGGUGGCUGGCACCCUGUCUCUGGAAAAUCCCUCUUUAAGGAGGUUCAUCUGGCAUUUUCAUUGUUAUAACAUAUGUGCUGAACUAGGAGCCUACCGAAUCAGACCUCUAGUGCAUCUUGCUCAGCAAUGCUGACACCAGCUAGCAUGUGUUCUCCCAGUGCUUUAGGGCACUACCAGAUAACCUGUUUCUUGAGCAUUCAUCCUGAUUGAUUUGCAGGGCGCUUAGAUAACGCUGGCUAUUUGAUGAGUGUUUGUUCUGAUUUGUUCCUGGGGAUGUUAGAUGAUGUUGCAUCAAAGCAGGUGUCACCCCACAAUGCAUUUCCAGUGCAUUUUCCUGGCACUUCCUUUAUUGCAAAAAGUCCAGCCUUUGGGGGAAACAGGUUUGUUACACAAGACAUCCCAAUCAACUAUAAUCUCACAAUCUGAAUUUGCCGGUGGUUGACUGAACCCCAUGCAAUAAAAUGUGACAGUCUGGAAGUGCCCUGAAGACAGGGGUCUUUCCUAGCCCUCCCUAGAGAUACCUGAGUUUGAACCUGGGACCUUCUGAAUGAAAAGCAGGUACUUUAUCAGUGAGCUACAGCCCUACACCAGAGUCUAUCGACUGGUCUGCAGAUGACAGGAAAUGAGCACAUUUAAAGUGCAUUCCCCCCUCAAAGAAUUCUGGGCACUGUAGUUUGUUAAGUGUGGCUGGGAAUUGGAACUCUAUGAGUAGAAACUAACAGUGCUCAGAAUACUUUGAGGGAAAGAAUGUGCUUUGAAUAUGCUUUAAAAAUAUUGUAUAUACACAGCCCAGAAAAGCAUUUAUAAAUGAUGAUGAGUAGAGGCUAAUCCAAAGUCUAUUUCAUAACAUUAUUUCCUCAUUCCUCCUCUCUAAUGUGAAAACCACAUUCUAAACACACCAUGUUGUUAUGAUUAUGUCAGAUUUAAAAUUGAGGUGGAUUUGACAGAAAAUAUCUAUAGGUAUGUAGGAAUACAUGAAUACACACACGAAAGAGAAAGAGAGAGAGAGAGAGAGAGAGAGAGAAUGAGAGAGAGAGAGAGAGAGAAUGCUACUCAGGAUCUAAGUGAAUUUUCAUUUUGAUAUAUUUUAAUGUAUAUUCUGCCACCGGAAAUAAUUCUCUUUCUUAUUUUUUAAUAAUAUUUUUAUUAGUUUUCAAUUACAAU
This is a messenger RNA of Podarcis muralis (Common wall lizard), 2558 nucleotides long. Its product is annotated as carbohydrate sulfotransferase 8-like. Gene Ontology annotation, cellular component: membrane. Gene Ontology annotation, biological process: proteoglycan biosynthetic process; carbohydrate biosynthetic process. Gene Ontology annotation, molecular function: sulfotransferase activity. The record is from RefSeq and is a predicted model, not a curated record. NCBI's taxonomy places the organism in Eukaryota, Metazoa, Chordata, Lepidosauria, Squamata, Lacertidae.